Messenger RNA from Mangifera indica (mango), 3968 nucleotides. RefSeq lists its product as uncharacterized. The coding region runs from base 1474 to 3792 and encodes 772 amino acids. NCBI's taxonomy places the organism in Eukaryota, Viridiplantae, Streptophyta, Magnoliopsida, Sapindales, Anacardiaceae. The record is from RefSeq and is a predicted model, not a curated record. Gene Ontology annotation, molecular function: nucleic acid binding; zinc ion binding. The transcript is spliced from 5 exons.
UGUUGCGGUAAAUUUUGCUUACAAUAGUAAUCUGAAUUAUAUAAGUCUGACAUUAGUGUAUGCUGGGAUGGGAUGUGCCCACUUGCAUGUUAUCAGCUUCAUACAAUAGAAUCUCUGAAAAAGAGCAAUCCACAAACUGUAAUCCUUCUGCUCUAUCUCUCAGAAUUUCUUCCUUUUUUCUUCUUCUUCUUCUUCUUUCUGCUUGUUCUUGGUGUUUUUCAGCCAUGAUGAAGGAAAACUUUUCCAUGGCAUUUAAGAAGGUAGCUUAAUCCUGGCCAAGUAUUUUGUGAGAAUCGCGUUCUUUAACCCUAACUUUCAAGAUUUAACUUCGGUGGAGGUUUUCUGUUGAUUCUCUCAAGCAUAUUCAGUAGCAGUUGCAGCUCCAAUGCAAAUUAUCAAUCAUCAUUUUUCAAGAACAAUGCUGUUACUAUGCAUAAUGUUUUGUACACUCAGUUUUUAGUAUCCAAUUGGAUAUUUAAAUAAUGUAUUAUCAUAUAAUUGAGCGUUACUUUAUCUUUAAUUCAAAAUCAUCUAAUCUCAUAAUGACACAUCAUCUGAGUAUUCAAUUGAAUACUCAAAACUGGGUACAUAUAGUUUUAUUAGUUUAUUAUAUAUCAGCCUAAUGUUUGAAUCAAAUAAUAGUAGUGGCAGAGUGGCAGUGUUGUUGCCAUCGUCAAUGUUUAUGGCUCCAGUAAUAUUUUAAUUCCAUUGUAGAGAAAACAACCCAAUUUUUCUGCUGUUUGCCUCAUUCUGUUGGUGUUUCAGGAUUGAUCUAGGAGUUCAUCCAGCUGAAGAUGAAUGUGGAGAAUGAGAACAGUGAACCAGUGACUGAUUUAGGGCUUGCACUGGGUUAUUCCAGUCAAUGCACUCAAAGAACUGAACAACGAUUCAGGUGCAGGUGCAAAUGCAGGUUUCAGGGUAGAUAUGAAAUUUGUGACCUCUGAUUCUCUCUCUGGGCUGGUUUGGACUCCACAGAAUGGUCUGAGUAUGAAAUGCACUGACUGCAGUUUCACAGACAAAAAAUCCUCCCUUUUCUGGUAUGCAGGACCAAACAACACUGUUCUUUCACCAUCCCAAAACAUUAAAGAUAAUUUCAUAGUUUCUCAAGGAGAUUUCUAUGUGAAAAGUGAAAUGGGUAAUCAAGGUACUUCAAUCAGGACUCCUGAAAGUGAUGCGAUUGCCAAGGCUGUUUUGGAUUGGGUCGUGAAGACACGGCAGGUAAGUAUUGAUUGUGUUAGAGUAUUGGUGACUUUGCACACAUAAUUUAUGUCAAAAAUAUAAUUUCAAUCCUAUAUAUUUUUACCUUUUUCAUCCCUAGACUGUUUAUUCGGAUGGCCAAGAAACUCUUGUUCUGAUGAAGCUUGAUGUGAUGUGGUAGACGAAGUUGCAGUUGAUUUCCUACAAAAUGAACCAUUAUCUGAGAAUCCUACCAGUGGAGGCAGAGAUGCUGGUCAAGAGAAUCAGGCAGCCAGAAUGGUAAUUGUUUUGGACUCUGGAGUUCACCCCACAAAAGAAUGCGAAGCUAAUAACAAUGUAGUGCAGAUGUUGGCACUCCCAGGCAGAGGACAUGAUGGAUAUGCUCCAUUUCUGCGAAAAGAGAGCAAAAGUAAGAUGACAAUAACAAUCGGGGUUCAUCCUUUGGAGAGACGGGAGUCCACUCCUGAGAAUGACAUACAAACUCUUAUUACUGAAAAUGUCUAUGGUGCGGAAAAGAAGAAGAUUGUGGCUUCAGAAUCUGCGCAUGGCAUUAUAUGUAGCUGGCCACAGAAUGAGGAGAUGACUGCAAAAGGCAGGGCUGUUUCAGGUGGGACUUCUCCCACUAAUAGCAGGAUGCUGAUGUUACAAAAGAAAGGCAAGGAAAAGGCGCUAUUGGAUGAAGAUGUCAAUGGAGGAAUGUCAGAAGAGGAUGAUGACAGCCAUGAGAGUGUUGAAAGCUGUAACAGCACCAGAUUAUUUUCAACCGGCAAGAAGCAAUGGAGCUUCGAGCAGCGGUUGAUUGUUGGGAGCAAAAGAGUCAAAAAACAAGCUCAUGAAAGUCCAGCUUCUGCAUCACACACUAAACAAGAUAGCUCCUUCAUGAAUUGGAUAUCUAACAUGAUGAAGGGUUUCUCAAAAUCAAGUCAGGAUGAGAUUCCUUCUCUUGCUUUUACACUUGCACAUCCUGAUAAUGGCCAUGAAAGUCCUCACCACAAACUUGUCACCUGCAACAAAAACGAGGAUUCUGGUUGCAGAAAUGUGGGCUUUCAGUCUAUUUUUCAUUCAAUAUAUCGUCCGAACGGAAAAGUACUUGAAAGGGCAUUGGAUAACAAUUAUCAAACAGAAUUUGAGCCUGGUAACAGACUAUGUGACAUAAGUUCUCCAACUCCUAUUGCCUGUCAUGGUGACAACAAUAACUUGUGUGAACAGUUUUUGAUGUCCAUUGAGAAUUUCACUGAAUCUACAGAAGGAAAUGGAGCUGAUCCAGGAAUUCAACCUAGGAUCAACUCUGCUAAUUAUGCUUGCAGCAGUGAGAACAGUGAAGGGAACAAAAAUUUAUGUAAUAUGACAGCUGGUAAAGUGAGAGAAGGAACAAAUUCCAAUUCCUCCAUGGAUAAACAUAAGACAGGCAGUACUCAGAACACUAAUACUGAUCCACCAUCUGAAGUGAAGGCAAGUCAUAAUUUUGCUCAUGGGAAUGAUCCUCUGGAAAGCUUGUGGAUAACUCGAUUUACUCCAAGAAGUUCUUUGCCCUUGUUAAAUCUCCAAAGUUCUAGUGCAGCCCAUGAAUGUGCCACCAAUUACCAUGGCAAUCAUUCCAAUGACCUCAGUAUUGUGGAAGCUGGACCACUCUCUGUUGAGGAUUCACUGAUCGGUGUUGUUCAAGAGUCAAAUUUUGCAGCUGAAAUUGAGUCUUCUGUUGGUUUUAAUCUGAACCCCAUUUUACCCUCCCAAAGAUUCAAAAUUUCAUUGCCUUCUGGCUUGGCAAGGAGACUGAAUGCCUUUAAACACAGCGUGCCAUCAUAUGUAACAGAUAAACCAGCUGGUGCAACCAUCACCUGCUUCUUUUGUGGCAAGAAAGGUCACCAUUUGAAACAUUGUCCAGAGAUAGCAGAUAAUGAGCUUGAAUACCUUUUAAGAAAUAUUCGGUCAUACAAUGGAGCAAAAGAGUUACCUUGUUUGUGCAUUAGAUGCUUUCAACUCAAUCAUUGGGCUGUAGCAUGCCCAAAUGCAUCUUCUAGAGUUCAAAAUCAAUUAGAAUGUCGAAUGCAAUUGGAUAUAAAAGAUAAAGAAAGCACAAAGCUCUUGGAUGGUAAGAAAAGCCCUUUUCAAGCUUCAGGUGCACUUACACUUUGUGAUCAAAAUGAUCCAAGAACAGAGGCAGAUGCUGAUGUUCAGUGGAAAAUGACUGAAGUUGCAACCUCUGAUAGAAUGAUUAGUAAAGUAAAUUUGGUAAAUGAUUACCUUCCUUCAAGUUCUGGGGCAAAAAAGUUGAAAGAAAACCAGAUCGUCCUUUUAUGCAAUCUUGUCAACAAGCAGAUUUCAGAGGUACCAAAGGGGAUCAUUGAUGCCAUAAAAGGACUUCGUCUAUCCCGAACAGAUAUCCUCAAAUGGAUGAAUUCACACGUCUCUGGCACAUCUAAAUGGACUUUUCCUACGUUUACGAGUGGGGAAGUGGGAAGAAGGACUAGGAGGAACUGGGUAUUUUGCUGCUUGUAUAACCGGGACACACAGAGAGGGUUCCAAAUGUUCAAUAUCAGUGAAUGUAGGAGGGACCAAAUGCUUGGUAGAAAGUCGAUACAUCUCCAACCAUGAUUUCCUCGAGGAUGAGGAUGGCAUGGUGGUCUGCAACUGCUAAGAGUCCAUCUGAAGAAGAAUUAAGAGUAAAAUUAGAAGAAAGAAAAAUGUUAGGGAUGUAGUUUAGAUGUUCGUAAUGUUGACUGUAUAAGUGUAAUGCAUAUUGAGAAUGUUUAUAUAUGAUGUCUUGUAUA